CAUUUGUUAGUUUCGCUAGCCUAUGUUAUCAGUACUGUAUGGCAACCUUUAACAAUCACCUUCAAUAUUUGUUAAUACAAUACAAUAAAACACUAGUGCACACAAGUAUUCAGUGUUUGCAUAAAUUGUUCGCAGAAAUUCUUCAUAAUGGCAACCGUACCUUUGGUUUUGUGUCUUCUUUCGUAUUUUUUUUCACCGAGCUUUGCUGCUGUCAUUGUUCAAACCAAUAAAAAUCUUUUCGAGAACAUCGAACCAACACCGGACGCACAAUUACUUAAAGAAGACCAAACCUUCUGGUAUGGAGUAGCUGGCGACUAUUUAGAAGAAAUGAUUAAACUUGAUCAACAACCGAAGAAACACGUUGCGAAGAAUGUAGUCAUCAUGAUUGGAGAUGGCAUGGGAAUUCCGACGGUUACGGCAACCAGAAUAUACAAAGGACAAAGAAACUACGGCAAAAGCGGUGAAGAUCACAAACUUGUUUACGAAAACUUUCCUAGUGUAGCUUUAGUUAAGACUUAUAACGUGGACAUGCAAGUACCAGAUUCUGCUGGAACAGCUACCGCUCUUUUUUCAGGUGUGAAAACCCGCUACGAAGCAGUCGGUGUAGAUGUCCAAGCCCACAAAGAAGUACCGGAUUCAGAAAUUUUCGAAAAAAGCAAAAUCGAGGGUAUAAUGACUUGGGCCCAAAAUGCCAAUAAAGACACUGGUAUUAUUACUACGACGAGGAUAACCCAUGCCACUCCUGCUUCGACCUAUGCCCAUUGUCAUCAUCGCGAUUGGGAAUGUGAUAGCGAAGUUCCGCAAAAUUUUAAACCUUUCGUUAAAGAUAUUGCACGACAACUAGUAGAGGAUGCCCCAGGAAAGAAUUUCAAGGUCAUAUUAGGGGGAGGGUACCAACAACUAGGUUACAUCACUCAAGACCUCAGUGACGGUGAAUGUGUCCGAACCGAUGGCUUAAACCUAACUGAAUCGUGGAUAGCAAAACAUGAAAAUUUAAGCGCAGCCUUUGUGAGCAACAAUGAACAGUUAGCAAAUAUUGGUGACGUCGACUGUCUCCUCGGACUCUUUCAUCAUGACCACGUACCUUAUGAUCUCCUCCGUGACGAAGGUCCAAAAGGAACUCCAAGGUUAUCAGAAAUGACACUCAAAGGUCUCAACAUUCUUAAAAAAAACCCAAAUGGGUUCGUUUUGAUGAUAGAAGGAGGACGUAUUGAUCAUGGCCACCACGACAACUACGCACGACUUGCUCUCGCUGAAUCUGCAGAAUUCGAAAAAACUAUUUCUUUGGUAGUCGAAGAGACGGACUCUGAUACUUUAAUUAUAGUGACAGCUGAUCACUCGCAUUCCAUGACUAUUAACGGGUAUGGACAGAGAGGAAAUGAUAUUCUAGGUUAUGGACUUGAAACUGAGGAUGACAAACCUGCGCUAACUCUGAGUUACGCGAAUGGACCUGGUUUUGCUUAUCAUUACUCGCCGAACGUUUCUUCUAUUCUCGGGCCAUGGAUUGAUGUAAGAACAGAUGAUAUAAAUCGUCUCAACAAUCCGGAAUAUCAACAUCUGGCCACGUUUGAAGUUGAUGACGAAACCCACGGUGGUGAAGAUGUUGGUAUUUUUGCUACAGGACCAAGUUCUCACCUGAUAAGAGGAGUUAUGGAGCAGAAUUAUGUAGCACAUUUGAUUAGUUAUGCUGCUUGUAUAGGACCCAGGGCGACAGCAAACCCUUACUGUAAUAACUUUAAAAGUUCUGCAGCUAAUUAUUCAAGCCUUUGCUCAUGGGGAAUAAUCUUACUUAUUCUGGUUAUCGUUUCGCACUAAAUAUAAAACUAUCCAGUUUUUGUAAAAAUGGUUCCUAUAUUUGUCUUGAUUGAAACAAAGAAAAUUGUUACAAGAAAAAGUUUUUUUUUUCUUGUAACACUGAAUUAACGCAUUUAUUUCAAUUCAAAAAUUUCAAAUUUUCUAAAGAAGCGCGCCAUCUACACGAUCGAUGAGUUGCUUGCUUUCGAUAUUUGCGUUGAUUAGUGGUAUUUGCGUUGAUUAGUGCUAUUUGUCUUGUUGUUUCAUAACGGGUGUUCAGUUAAAAAAGUCAUCAUGUUGGCUUUGAUUUUUUGUAGACAUUGUGAAGUAUGUCUACAAUUAACCUCAAAUUUUAUCGAUGACAGCUGACAACGCGGAAAUGUCAAUUAGGUAUAUAAAGCAGUAUGAAUUAAUAAAAGAUAACCGUUUUUCCAUACGUUUUCUUUUAUCUAAAAAGCAACGCCAACUUGACGACUUUUUUAAUUUAACACCCGAUAUGUGUGAUUCCAUUGUAAUAAAUUUAUACAUAUGUGACGUUUCCCAUACCAUAAUUAUGUAUUUAGUUUAUGGAAAGAAUGUAUAUUAUUAUUAUGAUUAUACAGUGUACAACCACAGUGUACACAUUAUUUAGGGACAACUCGCUGUUUAUAGAAAGACGUUUUGAUGAGUGGUCGUUUGUCUUAAUCGUGUGAGGGCAUCCGAAAUAUUUGACAAAUUCGUUUUUUUGUUUUGCCGGUUUUGCUUGUUUAAAUGCUGCUCUUCCCACGAAAUUAUACAGAAUAAAAAUGACAAAAUCUA
Molecule: messenger RNA, 2592 nt
Organism: Zophobas morio
Lineage: Eukaryota; Metazoa; Arthropoda; Insecta; Coleoptera; Tenebrionidae
Product: alkaline phosphatase 4-like
Exons: 8
Coding region: 148-1815 (555 amino acids)
Biological process (GO): dephosphorylation
Molecular function (GO): alkaline phosphatase activity
Source: RefSeq, a predicted model, not a curated record